UCCAUGGUCCCAAGGGAUUCACAGCAUGAAACGAGCAGUUGCCUGUCCCAGGAUGGGAGGCCGGGUGCUGUUCCCCGCCGCUGGAUGUGUGCGUGCCGCUGGGCUUUCCUUCCUGCGGCGAGCAAGGCGGUCGCAGCCUUCAGGGAAGUGUUUUGCAAUCACCUUCUUCAGAGAGUCACAGCAAUUAACGGCACUGGUUUUGAGGAACUAAUGGUGAAAACAGCAUGUUAACAAAGGGGCUGCGCGCAGCGAGCUGCUGGGAGCCAGGGGCUGGUGCUCGGAGCAGGCGAUGAGCAGCGGUCAGACGCACCAGGCACAGAGGUGAUGCCAAAGCCUCGGAGGAGACCAUGGCCAGGAGCAGUGCUGGGAGACCCUUCCUGCUGCAGCUCUCCCUGCUCCUGCUCCUCCGCCCAGGCGGGACCCUGGACUGUGCCUUGGUGUCUGUGGGCUCACCCGUUGUGCCCCUGGGCUCGGCCGUCACAGCAUCCUGCACCAUCCAGAGCAAGUUCUGCCGAGGCUUGGAGCAGGGGAAGGUCCGGAUCACCUGGAUGCUGGACAACGAGCCCAUGUCUGGGAGCCAGCGCCACGGCUUGGGAGGCGCAGAGGUGUCCAACCUCACGCUGCCCCAGUUCAACCGCACGCAGGCCAAGCUGUGGUGCUGUGUGGAGUGGAAUGGGACCAAGCAGCGUGUUGGCGUGGCCGAGAUCCAGGCAGGCUACCCACCCGCGAAGCCCUUCAACCUCAGCUGCGCCCUGAACCUCAACGACUACGGGCUGACGUGCCGGUGGGAGCAGGGAGCUGAGAGCCACCUCCCCACCAGCGUCGCGCUGAAGUGUGCCAGGAGCAGAGCCCAGGUGGUAACGGGCUGCACCCCACAAAGCGGUCGCAGCCACUGUACGGUGCCGCGCCGGCUGCUCCAGCUCUACCGGCAAAUGGAAUUCUGGGUGUCUGCCACCAACGCGUUGGGCUCGGCCGAGUCGGAGCAUCUCUGCAUCGACCCCAUGGAUGUUGCCAAGCUGGACCCCCCAGCCCUGCGGAGCAUCCAGUCCAUCCCCUUCCAGACUGACUGCGUCGCCCUAGCGUGGGAGGUGGCCCACAGCACCGUGCACAUGGAUCUGCAGUGCGAGCUGCGCUACCGGGCGCUCGAAGACCUCACCUGGGCUCUGGUCACCAACAUCAUCGGUCAGGCUGGCACCACGCAGCACUGCGGCUUCCUCUUCGGCACCCAGUACCACUUCCAGAUGCGGUGCCGGCGGAGCUCAGCACGGGGCUACUGGAGCGAGUGGAGCCAGGGCAGGAACUACACCACACACGAGAAAGCCCCAGCGGGAGAGCUGGAUGCCUGGUGGGAUGCUCGGCCAGCCGAGGCGGGCAGGCGGCUGGAGGUGCAGCUGCGCUGGAAGGCCCCACGGCAGCGGGAGGCGAAUGGGCGCGUGCUGGGGUACCGCAUCACCCUGAGCCCCAGGAGGAGGGGCAGGAACCCCCCCACCAUCUGCAACACCACCCACACCCACUGCAACUUCUCCGCGCCGGCGGGGACCAGGAGGGUCUAUCUCUCAGCCUACAACGCUGCAGGGGAAUCGGCAGCAACCGAGGUCGUCCUCUUGGAGAGGAAAGGUCAGCCCCUGGCUGGGCUCCGGGCCGUGUCCAGGGGGGAGCACAGCCUUUGGGUGCACUGGGAGACUCCACCAGCCUCCCCGGCCGCCUACGUCCUGGAGUGGCAGCGGGUGCCCUGGGAGCCCAUCGGCUGCAGCGCCUGCUGGCAGAUGGAGCGAGAUGGGGCUGCUACCGCAGCGCUCAUCCGUGAUGGCAUUGAGCCUUUCCAGCGCUACAACAUCUCUGUGUACCCCCUCUACAAGGAUGCCGUGGGGGUCCCUGCCCACAUGGCUGCCUACUCCAAGCAGAAAGCACCAUCCUCUGCCCCAAAGCUUCAUCUGAAGAGCAUCAGCAAGUCCAAGGCUGAGCUGUGCUGGGACCCGCUGCCGGUUGAGAUGCAGAAUGGUUUUAUCACCAGCUAUACCAUCUUCUGGGCUAACAGCACCGCAGAAGUUUCCAGUGCCACCGUGAAUCCCUCUCUCAGCUCCUUUGUCAUCCGGGAGCUGAAGCCAUCGACCUUGUACAAAGUGCACAUCACGGCAUCCACAGCUGCCGGCGGCACCAACGGCACCAGCCUGACCCUGGUGACCCCGGUGCUAGAUGACAUUGAAAUCCAAUUCCUCUUCCUGACCCUGGGGCUGAUCUUUGUUCUGCUCCUACUGUUGCUCAUCUGCAUCCAGAAGAAUGGGCGGGUGAAGAAGCAAUUCUGGCCCAGCGUCCCCGACCCUGCCAACAGCAGCCUGGGCAAGUGGGUGCCCGCUGAGCUGCACCAGGUGAGACUGCAGCAACUGCUCCGCACCCAGCACCAAGAACACAUGGGGAUGGGGAAUGGGGUGCAAGGAGCUCCCCUCAUGUGGUGCCCGAGGUGGGCAGAGGGGAUGCACCCUGCAAACAGGCAGGGUUGGUUCCUCCAGGAGCCUGUGGUUCCUCCAGGAGCCUUUGGUUUGUUUCUCCAGGAACCUCUACAGGUCCCCAGCGUGAGGGAGCCCGGUCUGGCCACAAUUUCCACCAUCACAGUGCUUGAAAAGGCAGCAGGGAAGCAGCCACCAGCUUGGGGCAAGGAACCGGCCACCGAGCCCACCGUGCCCCAGCCCUACGUGCGGCAGGAGGGAGCCGCAUCAGCCCAUGGUUGGGCUGCAACCAACCCGCUUCCCAGUGGCACUGGGGAGAUAGUCCAGUACGCGCGGGUGGUGGGCGAUGGGUACAAGGGGCAGCAGCACACCCGACCUCGCCUCUACCUGCGCUCCUGCUCCAAACAGCCCCUGCUCCUUGACCCCAGCCCCAGUCCCAAGCCCUACGAGAACCUGUGGUUCCAUGGGACUGUCCCUGACGGCGGCUUCGGGGAUGGGGGCUGCCUCGAGGACCUGCCCGCCACCUUCCCCCUGCUGCAGGGCCUCCGCAUCAGCGGGGCUGAGGAGCUCCAGGACUGCCGAGCGUUUUAGUGCAGGAGGAAGUCGAGCCCUCCUCCUCCUCCUUUUCCCUGCUGCAAUAAAUUGGGAUGUGCUGAGAACCGCCUGGAGCAGCUCUGUGGCAGGACAAGCUCAGGGUGGAAGCAGGGAGAGGACCUGGACUGGGUCCAUACUGGGACCAGUGCUGUUUAAUAUCUCUAUCAGUGGGAUGAAGGGCACCCUCAGCCGGUUUGAGGAUGACACCAAGCUGAGUGUUGCGGUUGUCACACCAGAGGAUGUAAUGCCAUCCAGAGGGACCCAGACAAGGUGAAGAAGCCGGUCCCUGUGAACCUCACAAGGUUCAACAAGGUGAAGGGCAAGGUUCUACACCGG
This is a messenger RNA of Cuculus canorus (common cuckoo), 3377 nucleotides long. RefSeq names its product colony stimulating factor 3 receptor (gene CSF3R). Gene Ontology annotation, molecular function: granulocyte colony-stimulating factor binding; cytokine receptor activity. NCBI's taxonomy places the organism in Eukaryota, Metazoa, Chordata, Aves, Cuculiformes, Cuculidae. The transcript is spliced from 15 exons. The record is from RefSeq and is a predicted model, not a curated record. The coding region runs from base 348 to 3038 and encodes 896 amino acids. Gene Ontology annotation, cellular component: external side of plasma membrane; signaling receptor complex; membrane. Gene Ontology annotation, biological process: cytokine-mediated signaling pathway.